AUGAAAUCAUUUGUGUGUUACGUCGGUCUCAUCGUGGCCUUGGCUCUGCAGCUGCGGGCCAUCCAGCUCAAUUCUAACAGCCUCAACCCAGUCUCAUACGUCGAACUUGGCAACCACCUUUCGAACAAAGUGGGAGCGCAAUGGAAAAGUCAUUUAGACUCAUUCGUAGAUGUCGUGUCUACCAGAAUUGUCGACAGAUUGGAGAAUGAUAUAUCAAAUGGUGCAGGCGCGGAGAACAUGAUGAUUCUUCUCGAGAACAAUGCUGAGCUCUUCGACACGGCAUCAUAUAAAGGCCAUAACAUUGCACUCAUCGAAGACGAGUUUAUCAAAAAAUUGAAAGAAAAAUUCCACGCCAGCAAAUUCGGAAAGGGUUUAAAAAAGUUUGGAGCCAAAGUUAAGUCAAAACUAUCAGAUUUGUACAAAAAACACAAACAUAAGCUGAAGCAUUUCCUUAAAGUUAUGAUCACUGGUUUGGUCAUCCCAUUAGCGGUUAAGUUCAUCCGAAAGCACCUAAGCUUGUGGAGAAAAAAGACGUUAGAAGUGACCAAGAGGCUUGACGAGGAUGCAAGAAGCGUAGCCAACCCCGUUAUAAAUGCGCUGUAUGACCAGUUUUCGCAAAAAUUGGAAGAGUACGCUGCGGAGAACGAAUUAAACGCCAAUCAAGAAAUGAAAAUAAUGGACCAGUUGCAGUCGGAGAAGAAGAGCAUUGAGAAUAUCGAAAAGCAGGAGAAGAAAAUCAUGAAGCAGUAG
This is a messenger RNA of Plasmodium cynomolgi strain B, 750 nucleotides long. RefSeq lists its product as hypothetical. Bases 1 to 750 code for a protein of 249 amino acids. The transcript is spliced from 3 exons. NCBI's taxonomy places the organism in Eukaryota, Apicomplexa, Aconoidasida, Haemosporida, Plasmodiidae. The record is from RefSeq and is a predicted model, not a curated record.